AUGAUCAUUACGCAGAAUCUUGUUUCUUAUUCGGGUUCAAGUCUCAAUCACGAUGGGAAGGGCAACUCUAGAAUUUUGCUCAGCUCUACCAACUUUCAGCAUAGAACUCCUAGUGAGCCACUAAAUGGCACUGCCUAUAAUCAUGAGUCCGACUUUGUCGUCAGAAAAACACGUUCAAAUUCAAGUUCCCAUUCGAAUGUCAGCUUCCAUGGCUACAAUCUGCGAAGUUUACUUCCAUAUGUCAACUUUAAACUUUGCGGAAUGUGCUUCCUUUGGUAUUCUAGUUCUGUUGUCAGCAAUAACAGCACAAAGCAGAUAUUGAGACAGUUUUCUUAUCCUGUGACUCUCACCGAAUUUCAGUUUUUACUGAAUGCAUUUUUUUGCUUGGUAACGAUUAUCGCUGUCAACCAACAUGACUCCAGAGUAUACAAAACCUCCUCCAAGAUGUCGAAACGAUUUCCCCCGGGGACAUUCCCAAAAGACAUCGAUUCUGCAUUCUUCACCCUGAAAGACUCAUUUCUUACAAUCAAGCGGAAUAUUUUAUCAACAACUAUACCCAUGGGCAUGUUCCAAUUCUUAGGCCAUAUCACCGGUCAUAAAGCAACGUCCAUCAUUCCAGUAUCUUUGGUUCAUACAAUCAAGGCACUUUCUCCAAUUGUCACGGUCUUCGCCUACCGCUUGAUAUUUCACAAACACUAUCCUAUCAAAACAUAUUUAACAUUAAUCCCAUUAGUGUCCGGGGUCAUGCUCAGUUGUUUAAAAAACAACCUUUCAAUAAACAACGAUCUGUUCUUCCAAGGAUGUCUAUUUGCAUUUCUCUCCAUGUUGAUCUUCGUCUCCCAGAACAUAUUUGCUAAAAAAGCCCUUACUUUCAAAGAAAACCAGUUAAACGGAGAUGUCGACUCCAAAUUGAAAGGUGACGAUGACACUAUCCUACCGCAAUACAAGAAUUCGGAAAAUAACAAAGCAGAGAAGUUUGACAAGUUAACCAUCUUGUUUUAUUGUUCCAUCAUAGGCUUUUCAUUAACGUUGCCGUUAUACGUGAUUCUGGAAUCUAACGUUUUCGUCCAACAAAAAACCCUUUCCUUACUCCAAUUAACACCUGGCCUACUGUUUUUGUUAAUCCUGAACGGUUUUGCUCAUUUUUGUCAGUCACUGGUGGCAUUUCAAAUACUAGGCAUGAUUAGUCCUAUUAAUUAUUCUAUCGCAAACAUCAUGAAAAGAAUCACCAUCAUUGGAUUUUCUAUUUUCUGGGAGGCUACAAAACUGAACAACGUGCAGUGGUGCGGAUUAGUUCUCACAAUUAUCGGAUUAUAUAGUUACGAUAAAUGGGGUGCAGUCAAAAACUAG
Messenger RNA from Komagataella phaffii GS115, 1350 nucleotides. RefSeq names its product Protein involved in ER-to-Golgi transport. Gene Ontology annotation, cellular component: Golgi apparatus; endoplasmic reticulum. The transcript has a single exon. Lineage: Eukaryota; Fungi; Ascomycota; Pichiomycetes; Pichiales; Pichiaceae. Gene Ontology annotation, biological process: phosphoenolpyruvate transmembrane import into Golgi lumen. The record is from RefSeq and is a predicted model, not a curated record. Gene Ontology annotation, molecular function: phosphoenolpyruvate transmembrane transporter activity; antiporter activity. The coding region runs from base 1 to 1350 and encodes 449 amino acids.